Molecule: messenger RNA, 1117 nt
Organism: Lolium perenne
Lineage: Eukaryota; Viridiplantae; Streptophyta; Magnoliopsida; Poales; Poaceae
Source: RefSeq, a predicted model, not a curated record
CACACUCACACACAUACACACGGUUUCCUCACCACAUCUCUCCGUCUCGCCUCGCCUCCGCCUCCCGUUCCUCCUCCCUCUCCCUCUCCCCGCCACCACCACUUACUCUACAGCUCCAGCCACCAGUAAGCUAGCUAGCCACACUAAUGGCGCGCCUCGCCACCAUCCUCAGCUUCGGCGACCACGCCGACGACCACGCCGACGUUCCGGAGACAGAGCAGCACGAGGAAUACAGGGAGGAGCAAGACCACGACGAAGAUGACGACGCCACGUCAGUAGCCAGCGACGACAGCUUCGAGUUCGCCUUCGCGAGGCCGCUCGCCACCGAGGGCCAACACUCCGCGGACGCCCUCGCCGACGACCUCUUCGCGCACGGCCGAAUCAUCCCGGCCUACCCCGUCUUCGCCUCCGCCUCCGCCUCCUCCGCCACGGCGCCUCCCUCGCCCGACACCUACUGCGCCUGGACGCCGCGGUCCGCGCCGGGGUCGCCGGCCCGCGAGCCGGCCGCCUUCCCCAAGAGCGCCUCCACGGGCGGCCAGUCCGUGCCGCGCUUCCGCAUCCGCGACCUCAUCGGCUCCGGCGCCGGGCGCAGGUCAAACAGCGACGGCAAGGAGAAGUUCCUCUUCAUCCAGCCCUCCACCGCCAAGACAACAACAACCACGCCACCCGCCUCCGCGGCGCCCGCGGCCAAGAAACCUUCUUCUUCCUCGCAGCCAAAGACAAAGCAGAGCAAGAAGAAGGGCGCCGCCCCCGUGACGGAGAUGGACAUGGCCACCGCGCACAGGCUCUUCUACAGCAAGCCCGCCGCCACCUCCGCUACAGGCGACAAGACCACCACCACCACCAAGAAGUCGUACCUGCCCUACCGGCCCGCCAUCGUCGGCUUCUUCGCCGCCGCGCACGGCCUCCGCCCAAAGCACCACCCGUACUAGCUAGCGAGAUCCGCACGCAUUUUCUUUCCUCUGCCGCGCGCGCGCGGUGGUGACAGACGGAUUACCGGUUCCUUCGUUAGUUAAUUCCUUCCAUUUUUACGGCCGGCAGGCCGGGUCCGGUCAAGCUACCGGUUCUUCAUCCUCCUCCUUCUCCGUGUAAAUAUAAAAUCGCGCGAUUGGUUUGA